CUUGAGAUAAGCUCUGCCACUUUGCAUUUCUUCCUGUAGGUAUGGAAGGGAUGGAAGGUAGAAAUAAAUGAGAAGACUCAAAGUUGCUGGUUUGGCCUAAAAUGACAGGCAAAGACUAGUAUUGUAAGCCUUCAGAGGUAAAACGUUGACAGCAAAUAUGUAAGGUUUUAAUCUUGGGAUAUGUCAAGGGAAAGGUACUCUCCAAAAAUGUUUGUAUCUAGGUAUCCUAUGUGUAUCUGAGCUUCAUUCAGCUAGUACUAGUAAAUCUAUAUAAACAGAAAAUCUCAGUGUUGAAAGUGAAAAGUUAACUGGUACUUUUAAUUUAGAUAACAAGGCCUGUUAAAAGCAAAGGGGUAUGUUUGUGGCUGGUGGCAGGGAAAACUGAGUUUACCCCUGUCUCUGUUAAUCAUGGGUCUGUUAUAAAUCAUGGCAGCACAGAGGAAUAUAAGGUACUUGGAGUUGGAAGUGGCCUCUGCUGGUGCAGUAUGAUGUGGCUCUACUGCUUUCAUAUUUGAAAGCUGGCAUAGUCUGCCAGUAGUUCCUGAUCUCUGUGCUGCUCCCCUUUGGGCAAUAUAGCGAGUGCCCUUGCUUGCCCUUUCUUGUGUGUGUAUGUUUUGUUUUGUUUUUUUUUUUUACUUUAUCGGUGGUUUUCUCUUCAGUAGUCUGAAGAGUAAGCUGAGUUUCUAUUGAUAUGUUUGAGUAUCUGAAAUGUGUGCUUUGAGUUCCUGUAUCCUUUUUUUUUUUGAGUGUCAGACUGAAGACUAAGUAAUUUUUGACAUAAAAUAAAGAUAAUGGAGGAAAAGUAGUUCUACAGUAACUACAGGUGUGCUCAGUAUGUGCACCUUCUGUUAACUUAAUUUGGACACUCUGUUAUUGGCUCUUCUGGUUGGAGGAAAUGGCUAAAGAAGGUUCAUCCCUAGAAUAAGCAGUGGCAAAUAACCAGUUAAUUUAUCUGGGACUUCUUUUCAGCUAGGUGGUACAGCUGAGUAAAAGUAACAGGAAUUGGAAGUGCCAUCAAAGUGCAGUGUCAAAUACAGCUAUUCUGUGAAAUUCAUGGGCAAAAGAUUGUAGAAUCCGAGGAUGUAGGAGGAUAUUAUAGAAAAUGGAAGUGGAGAGUGUGUGUGAGUAAGGGGAAGAGAAGCUGUGAAGAGACCUACUGAUUUGUGGGAAGGGCAAUCUUGAAUGGGCUGGACUAAUCUGGUUUUAUAAUUCUCAUCUCUCUUCCAGGAUUAUCAUUGGAUUACUUUAGCCUCUUGCAUAUAUCACAGAUUACUUACCGUUUGCAGUCACUUGUUUCUCAAAGUCACUUCAUUGACUUAAAGAAGAAUCAGUAAUGUCAGCACUGAACUGGAAGCCAUUCAUCUAUGGAGGUUUAGCAUCAAUCACUGCAGAAUGUGGUACUUUCCCAAUUGAUCUGACCAAGACACGUCUGCAGGUUCAAGGUCAAGUUAAUGAUGCCAAAUAUAAAGAGAUCCGCUACCGUGGAAUGGUGCAUGCACUAGUGAGAAUAUGCAAAGAGGAAGGAUUGAAAGCAUUGUACUCUGGGAUUGCACCUGCAAUGCUACGCCAAGCUUCAUAUGGAACUAUAAAAAUAGGCACUUACCAAAGUUUGAAAAGAAUGAUUGUUGAGCAUCCAGAAGAUGAAACCCUGACAAUAAACGUUGUAUGUGGUGUUCUUUCGGGAGUAAUUUCAUCAUCUAUUGCCAACCCUACAGAUGUCUUAAAGAUCAGAAUGCAAGCCCAAGGUAGUAUGAUACAAGGAGGAAUGAUGGGCAACUUUAUAAAGAUCUACCAAAAGGAAGGCACUAAAGGAUUAUGGAAGGGAGUAUCCCUGACAGCACAGAGAGCAGCUAUCGUUGUUGGAGUGGAGCUGCCAGUGUAUGAUCUUAUGAAGAAGCACAUAAUCAUGUCUGGAUUUAUGGGAGACACAGUAUAUACUCACUUCGUCUCAAGUUUUACGUGUGGAUUAGCUGGAGCCAUUGCAUCUAACCCAGUUGAUGUUGUGAGGACACGCAUGAUGAAUCAGCAAAGCCAACGAAAUGGGACACACUCAAGCUACAAGGGUACUUUGGAUUGCUUGUUACAAACGUGGAAGAAUGAAGGCUUUUUUGCUUUAUAUAAAGGAUUUUGGCCAAACUGGUUGAGACUUGGUCCUUGGAAUAUUAUUUUCUUUUUGACAUAUGAACAGCUGAAGAAAUUAGACUUCUGAUGUGUUGAACUGUUAUGAAUUCUGUUUGUGCUGUUUGAAUUUAGAGUAACUUAAAUUGUUCUUGAGUACCUUCUCUGUCUGAGAUGCUGGCAAAAGAAGUUCAUCACAAGAUUACUGUAAAUUAGGACUUCCUAGAAGUGACUUCAAGACAAACACUGGCUCCUGUAACAACUCUCACAUGGUUUGAUGGAUGCUGUGCACUACUUCCAAGACUGAACCAAACUUACUGGAAUACUUUGUCAACUGUUUAAGUGCUCUUGAACGUGAAGAUCUGCAUUGCAACUUGAAAGUGUUCUUGCUGUUGCUUGUUUUAGGGUCUUUUUUUUUAAUGGGAAAGAACAAUCUUUCUCUGAAGGUAGACGGGUAGUGCCAAGGAACAGGGCUUUUCCUGUCUUCUGAAUGUGUAAUAUUUGUGGCUGCAAUAAUGGCUCUUUAGAAGCUCCAAAGAUAUAAACUUGGCUAGACAUCUUUGCUAUUCAGUUUAGCAAAAUACCU
Molecule: messenger RNA, 2704 nt
Organism: Struthio camelus australis
Lineage: Eukaryota; Metazoa; Chordata; Aves; Struthioniformes; Struthionidae
Source: RefSeq, a predicted model, not a curated record